CUGCACCAUUUUUUCCUACUCAUUCAUUGUUCUUGAUAUUAACUUUGGCAACUUAGUAUUAUUUCAUAAUAUGCUUAUAUUCUUUGUCAAAAACAACAAGGCGCAGUGUAAACUUGAUUUAUAUUUGAUUUCAACACGAGCCAUGACUACGAGCAGGCAAAGGACGCUGAUCAUCCAUGAUGCUUCGAAGCAGCUCAGUAUCCCUCUUAGGAGCAUUGUGGUUCAGUUAUCGCUCAGAUAUGGUAGCAUCAUCAAGCUUCUUGUGAUCACCGAAGCUUUUACCGAGAAACAUAGAUUUCAUGCUAAUAGAUGUGGCCUCGUGCUAAAAUCCAAGACGGAUUCAAGUGCAACGAUUAACAAACGCAAGGCAGAUAUCAAAGAAGAAGCUUACAAGACACUUGUCAGAUACUCAACCUCACUGGAGUUCAAAGAGAUGUUGGUUGCUGCAGAUAUGUUACAGGUUGAAUUUGGGAUCACAGUAGAAGCCGGCAUGCUGAAAGAAAUAGCAGUCGAAUACGCCAAAAGUUACCAGGCCACACAUGUAGUUCUCGGAAGGAAACUGAGGAAAGAAGCACAAUACUUCAUCAAAAACUUGUCUUGUGGAAUAUCAAUGAUCAAAUCUGACCACACCAUUCAGAUUUUAAGAGCACCUCAAAUCGACGAAGCUGGCACGAAAGAAGGGGUUACUACCAACCAGAAGAAUAGGGAAGGGUGGGACAGUAGCCACUUGCUAUGUUGUUCAUGUAGAAACACAAGGCCAUGGUAUAGACAGAAGAUGAACUUCACUUAUGCUGAGCUGCAGAUUGCAACAAACGGCUUCUGCUCUCAGAACUUGAUGUCUGAUCACGGAAGCAAGGCCUAUCUCGGUAUGUUGAACGGUCAGAGGAAAAUCCUGAUUAGGGAGACCCCUUCAGUAACAAUGGGAGAGGAAGAUUAUCAGAGAGAGGUUCGGAUGCUGGAGGGAGUUAGGCAUUCGAAUGUGGCAUUGCUCAUAGGAUCGUGCUCAGGGGGACCAAACAGAUUCCUCGUGUAUGAGUACAUCUGCAACGGCUCUCUCAAUACACAUUUAUCUGACGAAAACAAGAAGCUGACAUGGGAAAUACGAAUAAACAUAGCAUACGGUGCAGCUAAAGGGCUGGCAUACUUGCAUGAAGAAGGAAUCUACGGAAGCAUGAGGCCAAGCAACAUCCUUGUAACUCAUGAUUUUCAACCAAUGCUGUCGUACUACGGAUUUAUGACUGAAUACGAGACGUCAGGAGAGCGGUCAGGGAAGAGAUCAGCCAUGAAGACUUUUGAACACUUAGCACCAGAGUAUGAUGAAACUGGGAAAGAAGUGAGUAAAGCUGAUGUGUUUGCGUUUGGCGUGGUACUUCUCGAGCUGAUCACAGGGAGAAAGACGAUAGAAGACACGGACGGCCAAAGCUACUUGAGAUGGGCGAGGCCGCUGCUAAGGCAAAAGAAAUACACAGAACUGACGGAUCCUACGCUGAAAGAUAGCCCCGAUGUUUACCAGCUCUACUGGCUGGUUCGCAUGGCGGAUAAAUGCCUCAGCUUGGAUCCAAAGAGUAGAUACUCAAUGAACAAGGUUGUGAAAGCAUUGUCGGACGUUAUAAAUCGUUGUGGUGUUGAAGAAUUCUCUCCUACUGAAUCUGAACUGUGACCUUAGUUGGCUAGAUAUGGGAAUUUGGUGUAUAUUAGUUCUAUCUAUUGAGGGCUAAGUCAUGUUUUUCUUUGAUCAUACAUUGGAUCUGUUACAUUUAGAAUUUAAGGGGUAUGUCUGCUUUAUGUCAACUAUUCACGAA
Messenger RNA from Salvia splendens (bonfire salvia), 1802 nucleotides. Its product is annotated as probable serine/threonine-protein kinase PBL23. Gene Ontology annotation, biological process: protein phosphorylation. The coding region runs from base 71 to 1660 and encodes 529 amino acids. The transcript has 10 exons. Lineage: Eukaryota; Viridiplantae; Streptophyta; Magnoliopsida; Lamiales; Lamiaceae. The record is from RefSeq and is a predicted model, not a curated record. Gene Ontology annotation, molecular function: protein kinase activity; ATP binding.